AUGAGCGCACAGGCAAAGCCCCUCUCCUAUAUGGAGAAGCUUUCGAAUGAAGUCUUUGUUUACCGCCCUUCUGAACCUACCGCGCCGGACUCUCCGAAGAUUAUCAUCAUCGCCAGUUGGACCAACGCGCUUGAUGGCCAUAUCGCCAAAUACGUCGAUAAGCACAAGGAACUAUACCCAUCGUCGCAGCUUGUUCUUGUGAAGAGCUAUAACAAGAGCUUUUUCGACCCUAAAGUUCUCGCAGAGUCAGUGAAAACAGCGGUGCCGGUUAUCAGAGCCUCAUUCCCAGCUGCCCCAACAUCAACGGCUGCCCCAGGAAUUAUGAUCCAUCUCUUUUCGAACGGCGGUUCGUCGAAUAUCUCAUCGUUAUAUGAUGUGUAUGCUGCAACUGCUCAAGAAGGCGAAGAUCCCUGGCUUCCGCCUCACGUAACAGUCUUUGACUCAGCACCGGGUGCUCAGCGCCUCACCAACACAGCCGCGUUCUUCAAAUCUACUGUUCCAAAGUCAUAUCGUUGGGUUUGUAUGCCGCUUGUCUAUUUGGUUGCAGCUAUAGGGCAGUUCGCCAAGUUCCUUGGUCUGACAAAAGACUGGCUGGCUUUCUGGGGUUCGACGCAUAAUACCGCUCAGGGCAAGAGGGAGCGUGAGAUUCGGCGAACAUACAUUUAUAGUGAGGAGGAUGAGUUGAUUCAUUAUAAAGAUCUGGAGGCGCAGGCUGCUGAGGCGGAGAAGCUGGGGUUUGAUGUUCAUCUGGAGAAGUUUGAUGGGUCUCUUCAUGUUGCACAUGCAAGGAAAGAUGAGGCGAGAUAUUGGAGCGCUGUCCAGAAGACUUGGAGUGGUUUUGAAUAG
Molecule: messenger RNA, 846 nt
Organism: Fusarium fujikuroi IMI 58289
Lineage: Eukaryota; Fungi; Ascomycota; Sordariomycetes; Hypocreales; Nectriaceae
Exons: 1
Coding region: 1-846 (281 amino acids)
Source: RefSeq, a predicted model, not a curated record